GUGUUGGAGGUCAAGCCAGAAGCGGUACAGAUGUGUCCCCGUUACCCAGACCCUGUGCCUUUGGACCACCCAAUCCCAAUACUGAAGGAUGCCCUCGAAAAGGUAGAUAUGCUUCUCCGUCACAAAAUCCGGAGCCCUGGCCUGCCAGCUCUGUCAGCCAUCGUCAUCUACAACGACACAGUACUAUGGACAGGAAACUUUGGGAAACGCAAUGGCUCUGACCCUUUCUCUGGCAUCCCCAACGAAUACACCAUUUACAGGAUUGCCAGUGUCUCCAAGAUCUUCCCCACCAUCAUGUUGUACAAGCUGUGGGAGGAAGGGAAAGUGACAUCACUUGACGACCCUUUAGAACGCUAUGCCCAGAGCUUCACCAUUAAGAACCCCCUAGGGCGACUCAAAGAGUUGGAGCAGAGAUAUUCAGCAGAUGGACUGAUCUUCCUGGAGAAGGGAUCGCUGCCCCUCAAGCCGUCUCCAGUGACUUUGCGCAGAAUGGCCAGCCAGCUCUCAGGCUUGCCCCGACGGCUGCGCUCAACCACUUUGUUGUGGAAAGGGACAACCCAAGAAGCACUGGCACUCUUGAAAGAUGAUGUCCUGGUGGCUGACCCAGGAACCAGAUGUCAUUAUAGCAACUUGGCUUUCUCAUUAAUGGCCCACGUCCUAGCUGAACACGCUGCAGAAGGCGAGUACCAGCGUUGGGUUUCUGAGAACAUCCUUGACCGCUUGGGGAUGGAGGACACAGGCUUUGACAUCACGCCUCCCAUCCGCUCUCAGAUGGCCGUGGGUUUCUACAGCAGCGGGCAGGUGGCACCCCUCUAUGACCUGGGCUGGUACAGACCUUCUGGGCAGAUGUACUCCACAGCUGCUGACCUGGCCAAACUAGCCAUGGUCUUCCUGGGCACGUACCACCGCCGACUCCUGGAGCCUGACACCGUGAAGACCAUGCUGACGCCCCUGUUCAAGUGCUCCAGCGAAUAUUUUGCCAACAAGACUGGCACACCCUGGGAGAUCAACGAGCAACUGGGCUAUGACAUCAUCAGGAAGGACGGUGACCUGGACGGCUAUUCGGCCACCUUCUCCCUGGUCCCCAAGCUCCGCCUGAGUUUCAUUGUGUUGAUGGCUGGUCCCCGCCCUCGAGGAGACGUCGUAGCUCAGACCUACGAGUACCUCAUCCCUGCCAUGGAGUCUGCCUUCCGCGAGGCAGAGAAGAGCCUCAAUCCGCCCCCGAGCCCUACUCCUUACGUUGGCUACUACACCUAUUCCAACCUGACUUUCUACGAGAUCAAGGUUGGGGGAGGCGGAGUGCUGGUCAUGCAGCAGUUUGGGCCGCACAUCGAGGAGCUGAUCCCGGAGAAUUAUCGGACCAUCAAGCUGCAUCACCUUGAGGACCGCGUCUUCCAGGUGGUGUUUGAUAAGGAAUUCCCAUGCACCCUGCACUUAGGCUCCGCCUCCGUUUCCCUGGAGACCCAGGAUGGGCAGCUCUUCAAUUUCUACCCUUUUGAUCGCAAGGGCUUGUCUCCUGGCUUCGAUGCUCCGGGUCUGAACACAUACAAUGUUGUGCGCAUCCAGCGCAAACCAGUAUUCUACAGUUAACUGCUAGCAGAAGGGGCGGGGGAGAUAUUUUCUACUCUGAGCUCCCUGUAUCAACUUCCCCCAGGUCUGCUGUCCAACAGCCAGGUUGCAGAAAAGAAAGAGCAAGGUGGCAAGGAACCGA
This is a messenger RNA of Lacerta agilis (Sand lizard), 1711 nucleotides long. RefSeq names its product lactamase beta like 1 (gene LACTBL1). The record is from RefSeq and is a predicted model, not a curated record. Bases 31 to 1590 code for a protein of 519 amino acids. The transcript is spliced from 5 exons. NCBI's taxonomy places the organism in Eukaryota, Metazoa, Chordata, Lepidosauria, Squamata, Lacertidae.